Molecule: messenger RNA, 4462 nt
Organism: Coffea arabica (coffee)
Lineage: Eukaryota; Viridiplantae; Streptophyta; Magnoliopsida; Gentianales; Rubiaceae
Source: RefSeq, a predicted model, not a curated record
AAAGGGCAAAAACAAAAAAGAGAGAAAUGAAAAACCUAUCUUUCUUUCUUGCUAUCUCUCCCCAGUUCGGCAAAGCGGUUUCGGCUCUUUUCCCUUUGACCUGGCAUGAGUUCCUGGUUUCACCGGCAUGAUGUGUUCUCAAUGAAUUUUUUUUCUGAAUCAUAGUUCAGAAGUUGGUUACUUAUCAUUAAAGGAGUCGAACUAACCUCACCCACCUUAACUAAUUACGUUGUAUUUGUGGUGCAUGAAUGGGGGGUUUGGUUGUUUUGUGAGCACGUGAGAGUUGGAUGAUGGUGAUCUCUGAUUUCACCCCAAGUUGACGGUUUUGGUACAGCAAAUGGGACCAGAUGGAGUCUUCAUAUCCCAUAUAAAAAUUGACCCAUUUGGACAACAUCUGGACAUGCUUUGUCCUAUGAGGUGAGAUUCUGCGGAAGAAGUGAUACAGAAGCUCAUGACCUUGAUGGCAUAUGUUAGAUCCCUUGAAACAAAAUAUGGCAAUUUUGGGGGUAUUCCGAGUUUGUUUGGUCUCUUUGCUUAUUCAUUUGUUUAUAUUUCAUGCGUUUUUCUUUUUUGGGUGCAACAGAGGUGAUGCUUGGUUCAUUUUCGUCAUUCAAAUCCACCGCGCCGUUAGAAGCUUGAAGGACUUUGCGAUUGUAUCGAUCCGGCACCAGUUCAUGGACUGGCUAUAGUCCGAAACAGCAACCACGAUCCGGGAUUAAGAAAACUUGCAUUAAAAAGCUGCGCAGGUGCAUUAUCAACGUGUCAGAUGUCUCCUACGGAUGCUGUGGAGCGUUUUCCUUCUCUAGAUGCUGCACUCCAAAGGCGUGACGAGUAUUUUGACGGUUGUGAGGAGAAUCAACAGACAUAUCCCACUUGAUACCGGACUGGUAUUAUUAUAGCAGCCCAAAUGUGUGUAGAAGAUCACUUAUGUGGUCUUUAGGUCACAUCGGGACAUCAAGAUUAGUUCCUAACCAUUCUUAUGCUUGUUUUGCAAGUAAAUUCUUUUGGGACGUGGAUAACCUCGAGAGAAUGCUGAUGGCCGGGGUGUGUUCUCUGCCUCCAUUGACAAUAGAGAGAUAGCUAUUCUGUUUAGGUUAACUUCAUGGUUCCUGAUCUAGUACUACAGCGAUUAUACGUUUUUCUCAAUGCUUGGGGUCUCAACCGGAAUUGUCGAAACCUGAAAGUUCUUGACCAAGCUUAACAAAGUUCUAAAAGAAACCAUCAGCAAUGAAUAUUCUCGUGUAAAAUCUUUCACAAACUUAUCCGAGAAAAAGGAAGUUCAGUAAUAAGUUCCCUCACUCUCAGACAUAUUUAUCUCCACGUUUGUUUACAUAUACAUUUGGAGAUUGGAGAGAGAACAACUUGGACUAUUAAAUCACUCUAGUUCAUAGUCUUAUUCACAUUGAGAUGCGGAAUCUUUUCACUUCCUUUCUAAUUUACAAUACAGAUACAGUAUUGCCUAGUAGUUCACUGAGCCCGCGUGGGUUGGUGGUAGAUAUUGAGUUAAGUUCAUCCCGUUCAAGAAGUGCUUGGGCGAAUUGAGAAUUCAGUAGACCAAGAGAGAAAUAUCAAAGAGUGCUAAUUUAGUCAGUUGUUUUUGUCUUUUGUGAUAGUCAGAUUGCAUUUUGAGUUAUUCAGCUCCAGGAUCCUGCUUUUGUGCUGUCACAGUUCUGCUUCUUCCGGUGCUGCAAUGAAUUGAAUUCUUUCUUACGUUGAUUUUCUCUGGUUGUUGAAGAAAGAUGAAUACCAGAGCAUGGACUCUAUGGCAGUUUAUGAGAGCACCUUCUGUCAGAGUGAGAAAGAGCACUCAGCCUAUGUUUACCUUUAUGAGCUUGUAUUGAUCAUGGCCAUUCAUUCUACUUACUGUAUCAUUAGUUUCUUCAGGGUAGAUGGUAGUAUGCCUCGUGGGAGAGGUGUAGCCUUCAGUAGAUAGAGAAGUUUCCCCGAAAUUUGAUAAGAUAGGGACUUUGAUAUGAAUUUCAGAUGCAUUCUGUAUUCUACUAGUUUUAAGAAAAGAAGAGAAGGAUCUUUUUGGCUUAAUCUUCACUGCUAUCCACAUUACGUUCAGGUCUACUAGAAAUUAGAAUCUCUCUCCUCCACCGUAUGGUUCCGGUUGAUGUGCCAUUGGGUCCUUUCUUCGAAUGAAGCUUCAAAUCUUUGCUGUGUUGCUUCUUAUCAACUAUUGUAUUGAUCUUUCUAGCUGCUCUUUUCUGCCAUAUAUAUAUAUGGCUUCUUUAUGCGUUUCUUUUGCCAUGUUUCUUUUUCUGUAUGUGUUUGUGUACUUCUUCUUCUUCUUCUUCGGGUGACAUUUGAACCGUCAGAAUUCAUUAUACUGUUGGGAAGGCAUAUUUAUGGUAAAUACCUAGAGUGUUCCCCAGGGCUAGUCACAAUCAAACUGCCUCUGAGCAAUGAAAGGGGGAAAGCAUUUGCUGCACAUGCACCUCAGAAGUUGAGGCAGAUAUUUCGACCACUGAUCCACCCCUACAACUUGAGGCGAUCAGCCACUGAGACUUCUGUGUUUCUGCUUGCUGCAACGCCCAAAGGUUAAAAGGCUAACUGGUGACAUGCAUGAGGAUUCGCAAGCUGCUUAAGUUUAUUUUCUUUAGUCAUGGUUCUUUCUUUCAUGCCUCUCUUGUGGCUGUGUAGGAUUGAGCGGGCAGCUUGGUUUAUGCAGAACGAUGAGUUACGUGAAUCUGCUAGGUGACUUUUGCUGUCCAUUGCUGAACAGUGUGUCAUGAUCGAAAUAGCAAAGGCACGAAGGGUAUGAUUUGCCUUCUGCCUCGAGAAGAGAGCAAUCCAGACAAUGUCUGCAAUCAGAGCAAUUGGUAGGGCGCUUUUUGCUGCAGUCAAGGCUGACACUUCAUCCGCAUCUUCUGCAGCUGCAGCUGCUGCUUCCACUGCUAGGACUAAACAUAACCCUCUUGAGGAUUUCUUCGAGGCUGACAGAAGUUCAGAUGACGACAAGCCUGUUGUAUAUGGUAGGGGCUGGAAAGCUUCUGAAUUGUGCCUUAAAUCAUGGGAUGAUCCUCAGAAGUUAUGGUUUGUUCUAUUAAAGGAGAAAAACAUGUUGAUGACCCAACGCCAGAUGCUUCAUGCUCAGAACCUACGUUUUGCAAAUCCAGAACAUAUCUCCAAGGUGUCUGUCUACCCUUUUGUAUAUCAAAGGCGGAUGCACCAUACAUCCGAUUUCUCUACCAUACAUGAUCACAAGGAACUUUUCGUGUAUCCUCCACAUGACAGAAAUAAUACUCUUAGUGAGGAUCAGAUCCCUUUGGAAAAAAUUAAGGAAUUAUAUAGUCCUCUCAUUCAUGAAUAUGAGUCCAGAUCGAAAGUUGCCAAAAAGAAAGAAGUGACUUGGAUGGAUUUUUCUAGACUGUUAAUCAACACAGAGGUUGAGAAACGCAUUUGGAUAGUUGAAGAAGUUCAUAGAAGGAACUUGCAUAUCGUGGACGGAUGUUUCAGUGAAGAUCCACCGAUUGCGUGUACUUGGCCUUUGCCCAAUGAAAGGUGCACUAUAGUUUCAGUUAUUGCUGGAUUUGACCCGAAGACGGGGACGAUAUUUUAUGGAAUCGUGAUACGGAAUGAACAUGGCGAAAUAUUGCUGAUACAAUGUCUGACUGAAGUCAUUGAAUCUUGGAAAAGAUUUAAUCCGCAUGAGGCUGAGGCUGAAGCUAUUCAUAGAGGCAUUAAGUUUGCAGAUAAGAAUAAGGAAAUGUUAGGAUAUGACAAGUUCAUAGUUGAAUCUGAUAGCAAAGAAGGCAUUCAUCGGGUUUCAAGAUGGGCAAGUGAAAAUUACCCAAAUUUUAAAUUGAGACACACAUAUCGCGAAUUAAUGGGGUUAACCCAACUCCUCAUCAAACUUGUGAAGGUCUCACCAGAUGUCCAGAAUCCCGAUUACGAGUCGAUUGAGAAGGAUUUAAAACCCAUUGCAGAAGGAUUCAAGGCUGGCAUGUUGCGCCUUAUAUUUCCAAAGUCCAGGAAGAGCAAGAAGGGAAGGAACCAGAAGAACAAGCGUGAGAAUUGAAUGAUGUUCAAGUUAAAGUAGUAGAGUGAGGUAUGCGCAAUUUUCUCUACCUUUUUUUUCCCUAAUUAUUUCAUUUCAAAGGUUUUUUUUUUCUAAAUUUUUUUGAAAAAGAUAGAAAACAAAGAACUGCUUCCGUGUGUUCAAUUUCUUUGAUAUCUACCCCUGUUGUGGUAUCAACUCUUUAGUGUGUUCAAACUCUUAGGUCUUUAGAUUUUUUUCUUGAUUUUUGUCGCUGAAACACAUAAGCAUGCGUGCAUUAUUAAACAUUUGAUGAGUUUGUAUAUUGUCGAUAGAUAGUAUCGGAUGAAGAAAUGCAGUAUUAAUGUUCAUCUUUUGUAGAAUCCCUUUUAUGUACUGGUAGUUUUGUUGCUUAGUAACGAUUUGGUUCAAUUGGGUCAAUUCCAGAUGGAGAUAUUUGGCUAUUUGCUGCCUUGUUUA